Auanema sp. JU1783 is the source of this 642-nucleotide messenger RNA. NCBI's taxonomy places the organism in Eukaryota, Metazoa, Nematoda, Chromadorea, Rhabditida, Rhabditidae. The record is from the annotation of a GenBank genome assembly.
AUGAAUGUCUUCCGACUUGCCGCCGAUAUGUCCCACUUGGUGGCAAUAUUGAUAUUGCUAGGAAAGAUGUGGAAGAGCCGGUCUGUCUCUGGUAUCUCAGCCAGAUCGCAAAUUUUAUUCGCUGUGGUUUUCGCGGCUAGAUAUUUGGAUUUGUUCACCACUUACAUCUCUGCUUACAACACUAUAAUGAAGAUCUUUUUCCUGGCAUCCUCUUUCGGAACUCUGUAUCUUAUGCUUGUGAAGUUCAAAGGAACAUACGAAAGAGAAAGUGAUACGUUCCGCAUCGAGUUUUUACUCAUUCCUUGUGCUAUACUUGCUCUUGUUAUUAACCAUGAGUUUACGCUGAUGGAAAUUUUGUGGACUUUCAGUAUUUACUUGGAAGCCGUGGCUAUUAUGCCUCAGUUGUUCAUGCUCCAAUCGACUGGCUCAGCUGAAACGAUCACAGCUCAUUAUCUCUUUGCUCUUGGAUCAUACCGUGGAUUAUACAUUUUUAAUUGGAUCUACAGAUACCACACGGAAUACUUCUUUGACCCCAUUGCCACCGUGGCCGGAGUUGUUCAAACAGUCCUAUAUGGAGAUUUCUUCUAUCUGUAUGUGACCCGAGUUGUUCAGAAAAGAGCCGCUAUGGAACUCCCGAUCUAA